Messenger RNA from Rhopilema esculentum, 1319 nucleotides. Its product is annotated as myophilin. Gene Ontology annotation, cellular component: actin cytoskeleton. Gene Ontology annotation, biological process: actin filament organization. Gene Ontology annotation, molecular function: actin filament binding. Lineage: Eukaryota; Metazoa; Cnidaria; Scyphozoa; Rhizostomeae; Rhizostomatidae. The record is from RefSeq and is a predicted model, not a curated record.
CAUUCAUGUUUCAAAUUACACAGGCUGCCUCAACCGCUGUAGAAAUGCAAAGUUAAUGCGAGGCCACGCAACGAUCGAGCACUUUAGAAAGAACGCUAUCAGAGGCGGAUGGGCAAUUGUUGGCUCCAUUGAAACGAAAAUUUUAUAGCAUCAAAGCACAACAACUGGUAAAUAAACGAGUUGAUUGUUUGGUGUAAGAUACAGCUUUGUUUGCGAGGGAUCAAAACCUAGCUUGGAUAUAAAAUCACGACGGCAUAUCAUUGACAAGAGAAAGCCCUGAAAACAAGUCAGCGCCAGUCUUCCGUGACAAAAGUUGUGUUGUUCGAGAGACAUCAGUAGCUUGGAGAAGUGGAAAAAGACCGGGGAAGGCUUACUUACGAUUUUCUGGAUUUUGGCUGAAAAGAGUUUCCUGUGUUUGCUACCCACGGGCGAAAAUAUUUCUAAAAUACUUUGGAUAUUUGCGAAACCAGACUUUUUACUAGUGGUGAGAUCUGAGGCAAAGAAAAGUUGAGGGAAAUGUCAAGUCAAAAGGAAGGAGCGAACCGACCAAUGGGGUAUGGUUUAACAGCCGAGCUUGAGUUGAAAAAAAUGGAGAAAUACAACGCCGAGGAGGAACGGAGUGCUUUAGCAUGGAUAGAGGCGGUGCUCGAUAAACCUGGUCUAUUCGACGACAUCACGGGGCCAAAUGCCGUGCAUUCGAUACUCAAAGAUGGCAUCAUUCUUUGCGAGCUGAUUAAUGUCUUACAACCUGGCAGCAUCCGAAAAGUCAAUCAUCAAAAAAUGCCAUUUUUCAAGAUGGAAAAUAUUGGGAAUUUUCUAUCGGCUUGUGAAUCGUAUGGUGUCUCAAAGUGUGAUCUGUUUCAAACGGUCGAUCUAUUUGAAUAUAGAAACAUGGUCGCAGUUAUAAACGGUAUACAUGCAUUGGGAAGGAAAGCGCAUACCAAAUAUUCGGGCCCUGCACUCGGACCUAGAGAAGCAACAAGGAACGUACGAGAAUUCACCGAUGACCAACUAACGGCUGGGAAAGGGAUUAUUGGUUUGCAGAUGGGUACAAACAAGUUGGCGAAUGCUGCUGGGAUUAAUAUGGGAAAAUCGCGUGGCAUUACAAGCAAUCACUGACGACAUUCAGCGAUUGGACAAUCCUUUCUAGGUGUGGAUAAUUCAGUAUUUCCUCGAGCUCAGAAACUGAUGAUAGCUUUUGCUCGUGCAAGCUAUGAAUUCAACGCCUUUAAUCUUAGCUAAAGUAUUUAAUGAAUAAAUGAAAUGAUAUUUUUCAUUUAAUUAUAUUUUUUAGUUGAUAUUCAUAAGUUCUAAGUUCA